Molecule: messenger RNA, 1642 nt
Organism: Anopheles stephensi (Asian malaria mosquito)
Lineage: Eukaryota; Metazoa; Arthropoda; Insecta; Diptera; Culicidae
Exons: 5
Coding region: 124-1320 (398 amino acids)
Biological process (GO): apoptotic DNA fragmentation
Cellular component (GO): nucleus; mitochondrial inner membrane
Molecular function (GO): nucleic acid binding; single-stranded DNA endonuclease activity; metal ion binding
Source: RefSeq, a predicted model, not a curated record
AUGCGUGCAUCAGUAAGUGUCUCUCGACGCUCGUGCGACUGCUGGCAGCACGGCUUGUAAACAGUCAGUUGCUAGAACUUGUGCCGUGCGCUAGAACACUCCGUACAAGCGACCGCGAGCGGGAUGUUCUUGCCCAUCGUUUUGAUAACGUUAUCUGCGCUUUUGCACAGCGUCAACGCCGCCGGAUGUCGCGUGUACUUGAAUGGGAAUCUUACCCAAACACAUGCGCCACUACUUUUGAAGCAAGUCGACAACCACUACCAUCUACUGCAGCCUUCAGGGCCGUUCUUCGAAUGGCGUCGAGCAGAAACAAUAGUUGCUGGCUGCUCUCCGGCCAAAAACACGCUGACCAACACUGGCACUGAUCUGGCCACCAUCUCUUGCAUCGAAAACCAGGAGUUCAAUUUGGUUGGAUCUUCAAAACGCAUCUCUGUGAGUGAUGUUAGCUGCAGUUCGGCCGUUUCCGGAGCAAUACAACCUUCCAACAAGCUAUGCGCCAAUGGUGCUGGCCACCUAUAUGACGUAGGAUUCAGCAUCAAAGGGAAAGAAUUUAUCAAGCUCUUUCAGGUUUGCUACAACGCGACAAAAUCGUCCACCAUUUACAGCGAACAUCAAAUUCUUGGAAAAGCUAUAAGUCAUGCACAAAUCAACAACAAUCGACCAGCAUUCAAACUGGGUGGAAUCACAUCCUCAGUGCGGUUGGCUUCCGUUUACACUCAACGCCAUCAGCAGGAACGCUUUACGACGCUGCUUGGUUCAUCAGCGCAAGCAGCCAAAUACAUAAACUCAUCAUCAUAUCUAGCCAAGGGACAUCUUACCCCGGAUGGUGAUGCAGUGCUUGAUAGCUGGGCGGGUUCUACCUAUUUCUUUAUAAAUGCCGCUCCCGAAUGGCAGGUUGUUAAUGGUGGUAACUGGUUGCGUGUGGAGAAUGCGGCUCGUAAGGUGGCAUCACAGCUGGACGACACCGUGCACGUGUACAGCGGAGUGUACGACAUUCUUCGGCUGCCCGACAAGAACGGUAAUCCGGUUUCCGUAAGUCUGGGCGACGAUGGUACAGUCGAAGUACCGAAAUGGCUGUGGAAGGUGGUAGUUCAUCAGCAGUCCGGCAAGGGUAUUGCCCUCAUCUCGCUCAACAAUCCAUUCGCAACCGUGCCAGAAACUUUGUGCGAAGACAUUUGCUCACGGUACGGGUGGCAUCAGAAGGAGUUUCAGGAUCUGCGGAAGGGCUACACGCACUGCUGUAGUGUGCCAGCAGCGCAAAAAGCAAUCAAACUAAUACCCAAGUCAAUCAAGUGUAAUGAAAUGCUUGAGUUACGGUAAAACUGGGGGCAAUUUUAUAUUUUAUUUAAUACUAAUUAAAUUUAUUAAUUGAAUAAUUUUGUUUUACUAUACGGUGUAAUGAUUGUUAAAUAAAAGUAAAUUAAACUUAAAAAUUAGUUAAAUUUUAGUAAUUAGUAAAUAACGUUAAAUUUAACACGUAUUUAUACAUAAAAACCAAAUUAAAAAAUUAUUCAGGCAUUACAAAAAUAAAAAGCAAAAUAUCCUUAAUUAUAUUAGAGGGCGUACUAACAACUUAGGACAGACAUGCCAAACUUUUACUACAGCCCGAUAAGAACUGUUGAAAUGCAAAUGAUAAAUUGGA